AUGAAUCUCCCUUUCGCCAGCUCCCCGUCUCUCCCGCGCCGCCCUGCCGCCCGCCCGGAGCCGGACCCGGACCCGGCGCCCUUCGGCCCGGCCGCCUAUCCCGCCGCGGCGCAGUGGGGAGCCGCCUUCCCGCUGCCUGCCGUCGCCGGGCCUGCUGCCUACUUGCCCGCGGGCCGGGAGGACGGGCCGAGCGGCCGGCUGGAUCCCCCGCACGGCCGCAGGGACGGGGUCCCCGGAGCCGGGUCCCGGUGGGUCAGCCACCCGGUACACCCCUGGAUGUGGAAACGCAGCUCCCGGGUCGGAUGUGGCUACGGGACAGUAACGCGCAGUUGUCGCCAGGUUUACUCCCGGCACCAGACCCUGGAACUGGAGAAAGAAUUCCACUCUAGCCGCUACCUGACCCGUCGGCGCAGACUUGAGAUAGCCGCCGCCCUGUCCCUGACCGAUCGCCAGGUCAAGGUCUGGUUUCAGAACCGGCGGAUGAAAUGCAAGAGGGAGGGCAACUGGGGCAAGGCAUCGACACCGGCCAGCGGCCCAGCGCCGACUGGUGGUGGCUGGCACAUGGAAGAGGAGACUGGGGCGAAGGAAUGAAGACCCACCCUCAACUCCCCCCUCACUCCCCACCCCCACGAGAGGAAGCGCCCCACCUCCAACCAGCAAAGAGUUCACUCCAACUCCAAAUUCCCUCACCCACUGCCACCAAAGCGAUCCCUCCUUCCUCCCCCUCCACUCCCCCAACUCACCUCCAAUUGAGGGAACAGCUCCCCUUCCCUGGGCUGGUCAGCCCUUCCCCCUCAGGACUCCGUCUUCGGCUAGUCCCGAGGAAGGGUCAAUACACGAAAGGGUGACUUUUCAGCCCCAUUGGCUCCGUGAUCGCCCUGCCUCCUGCCGGUCCCUACCGGAUUCCGGCGUCUGCUUUUCCCUGUCUCUGGAUCGCUCUCCCCUUUCGCAUUUCACCCAUUCACAUGAUCGGAGAAUCCCGACCGGCUGGAAGCAGGCCAUUCGGCCCAUCGAGUCCACACCCAACCUCGGAAAAUUAUCCCGCUCAGAGAAAGUCCCCACCCUUUUCUCUGCAUUACCCAUUGGUCAAUCCCACCCUAACCUGCACAUCCCUGGGCACUACGGGGACAAUUUAGCAUGGUCAAUCCCACCCUAACCUGUACAUCCCUGGGCACUACGGGACAAUUUAGCACGGCCAAUCCCACCCUAACCUGCACAUCCC
Molecule: messenger RNA, 1222 nt
Organism: Hemiscyllium ocellatum (epaulette shark)
Lineage: Eukaryota; Metazoa; Chordata; Chondrichthyes; Orectolobiformes; Hemiscylliidae
Product: homeobox protein Hox-C6-like
Exons: 2
Coding region: 1-591 (196 amino acids)
Biological process (GO): anterior/posterior pattern specification; regulation of transcription by RNA polymerase II
Cellular component (GO): nucleus
Molecular function (GO): RNA polymerase II cis-regulatory region sequence-specific DNA binding; DNA-binding transcription factor activity, RNA polymerase II-specific
Source: RefSeq, a predicted model, not a curated record